UUCCCAGACUCUGCCAUCCUUUCCUGUUCGCCUUGGUGGCCACCUUUCCUGGCACCUGGCCUGCUUACUAAGGCGCCAGGCUGAUGUGUGCGCUGAGUGCCGCCCCGGCUCUGUGCGCUGGAGAGACUGUACUAGUAGAGCGCUGAGGACGUCGGCAGCGAGGGAGCGAAGAGCAGCAGCGGCGGUCACUGGAGGAGCAGUGGCCGGCAGAGGCACGGGUAAUGGAGGGCGGCUUCACUGUGUCCCGGGUAGGGUCAAGGACGAACUGCUCCUGCGGCUGACUCAUUCUUCCUACAAAACAUGGGAAGAGGGGACAGGUCUUCACGACGAGUUCCAUAACUGCUGCAAGCUGGCAGGUGACCUCACACCAUGCCAUGAUUUCACCCUGCUACCCCUUCCAUUGGGCUGAGCUUGCAGAGAGAGUAGUGUGCCUGACUGCCCAUUAGUGUUCUCCCCAAGACUUGGUGUCAGAUAAGUGUGACUUAUUUCAUCUUAAGCAUUUUCCUUUGGUUAUGAAGACAUUAUGGAUUUUCCAGAACAUAGCAGACAUUUGCUGCAGUGUUUGAGUGAGCAGAGAGAUCAAGGAUUUCUGUGUGAUUGCACUGUUCUGGUAGGAGAUGCCCAUUUCCGAGCACACAGAGCUGUACUGGCUUCAUGCAGCAUGUAUUUCCACCUCUUUUACAAGGAUCAGCUUGACAAAAGAGACAUUGUUAACUUGAACAGUGACAUUGUUACAGCUCCAGCCUUUGCUCUCCUGCUUGAAUUCAUGUAUGAAGGGAAACUCCAGUUUAAAGAUCUGCCUGUUGAAGAUGUACUUGCAGCUGCCAGUUAUCUCCACAUGUACGACAUUGUGAAAGUCUGUAAAAAGAAACUGAAAGAAAAAGCUACAACAGAAGCAGACAGUACAAAAAAAGAGGAAGACUAUUCAAGUUGUUCAGAUAAAGUAGAAAGCCUCUCAGAUGGUAGCAGCCACAUGGCAGGUGAUCUACCUAGUGAUGAUGAAGAUGGUGAUGCUGAAAAGUUGAACAUUCUUCCUAGUCGAGGUGAUUUGACUUCUGACUCUGAAAACAUGUGGUUGAGGUUAUCCUCUGAUUCAACCAGCCUUACUCAACCUAGCACUGAAGGUGAAACUCGCACAACCACUGUAAAAACAGCACCUAGCCCUUCAAGCUCAGCUGGCUCCUUAUCUGGGAGGUUGAAAGCUUCCAUAAGGGAUACAGCAGAUUCAGACUGUGUCCUGGACCUUUCUGUUAAAUCUAGUUUGUCAGGAGUUGAACAAAUGAGCACCUCCUACUUCUCUUCAUCAGAGACACUGAGAAAUAAUUUAGUUCAUGUGAAAGUAGAAAAAGAAGCCUCUUGCGAUGAAAAUGAUAUAGAUACUACUGAAUAUGAUAUGGAACAAAGUACAGUGAAAGAAGGCAUAAGUAAUGAUAUAAGGACACAUUAUGAGUCCAUCCACUUAGGUCCUGUACGAGAUGAUUCCAUCUUGAGAGAGUUGGAUCAUGAUGAAAAAGCAAGUGAUGAUGAAAUGAUAACUCCUGAUAAUGAGCGAGUUCAGAUAGAAAGUAACAUGGACACAAGUCUUCUUCCUUUUGUUUCAAACAUGCUUAAUCCUGCCGGGCAGAUCUUUAUGUGUCCACUUUGCAACAAAGUUUUUCCAAGUCCACAUAUACUCCAAAUUCACUUAAGUACACACUUUCGGGAACAGGAUGGUAUACGAAGUAAAGCCACUAAUGAUGUCCAUGUCCCUACCUGCUCUCUUUGUGGUAAGACUUUUUCCUGUAUGUACACGCUAAAACGUCAUGAGAGGACUCAUUCUGGAGAGAAGCCUUUCACUUGUACUCAGUGUGGAAAAAGUUUCCAGUACUCUCACAACCUGAGUCGGCAUGCCGUCGUUCAUACACGGGAGAAACCACAUGCUUGUAAGUGGUGUGAGAGAAGGUUUACACAGUCUGGAGACCUAUACAGGCAUAUCAGAAAAUUUCACUGUGAACUUGUAAACUCUUUAUCUGUUAAAAGUGAAGCAUUGAACUUGCCUGGGGUUAGAGACUGGACUUUAGAAGAUAGCUCUCAAGAACUUUGGAAAUAAAUGCAAUGUAGGUUCAUUCAUGCAUACAAGGUUUAGAGUUAUGUAUACAAGUAUACAUAUGCACUGUCAGUAUGUUUAACAAGAUGUUAAAUAUCCCUUUACACAAGUUUUUUUUAAUUUAAAGAUAAAUCUAGAUUUUGUUAAUGCAAUCCUGUAUCGAGCCAUGGCAUCUUAGAAUAUGUAAUGAAAAAUCAAUUGCUUAACUAAAAAUUUAGUUGUUGGAUAUUAGUGUUGCACUUUAUCAGUUUGAUACAUCAUGAGUCUUUACACUGAAUGUUGUAUUAAAAUUAAUUUAUUUUAUAUAGUUUUGUAAGGAGGAGGUUUGGGUGAUAUAUGCUAAGUCAAUUAACAUUGGGAACUGUCUAAUGACAUUAUUUGAUUUUCAUAUAAUGUAUAAAUGGUUUCAGUGGGAAAGGGACUUUUUAGGUUUUUGUAUAAACUGGGCGUAUCCUGCACCUCCUCAUUUAUUAAACAAUAGGGCAUAUGCUUCCCUUUAAUGUAGGGCUUUAUAUUGAACAUUAUUUUUUUAAUCGUCAUUAUCAGUAAUGGUAAAAUACGGUAAAUCGUGAGUUUGUGAAAAAAUAAUUCGGAAUAAAUAGAAGGAUUGUGAAGGUAGUUAAGUGUUCAAACUGGCUUUAUAAUGUACCAUUUUUGUGUAACGUAAAUUCACAUGGUGUUGUCAAAUAAUUUUAAUGCUACUUUUAGUUUAAUUCUGUUUUCUGUUUAAACAAGAGCCGCAUGAAUAUUUCUAUCAUUAUUUACUUGCAGGAUAACUUAUUUGAACAUAAUUUUAUCUGAAAGAAAUAUGCUGUUAAAAUUGAAUUUUUAUGUUCUCAAAACAAAAAGUGUGUAUGUAUUUUCUAGCUGUUUUUCUUAUUAGAUUUAAUUUUAGCCUUUAUUUGUUCCCUGAAAAAUAUACCUGUUUACACACCUUUACAGAUGCAAUAAUUAAUAAGUAUAUUCAAAUGUACAUUCUAACAGAAUAAUAUUAAAAGAAUGGCACUUCACUAUGUUUCGUAAAUUAAAAAGUAUAAAUAAUAUUUUAACUACUGUUUGAUUUAAGACAAAGCAAUGAAUGACAGAAUACAAGUAUAAUUUGGGUUCUAUAAAAACAGUGUUUUGCCUCUUUAUCUAAGAACUCCUAGGAUGAUUUUUUCUAAACUUACACAUACUUAUGUGUACUGUGGUAAAAAAAAAAAAAAAAAAAAACUACAGAUCUGUUGCAAAAACUCAAAGAAUUUAUUUAUUUUUUAGGUUUUAUUGCUAUUUAUGUAAGAUGCAAACUGAAAUGUACUGUUGCUAAAUGAGGCAUGUUUCCAUUAUAUGCUGCAUCUUUUUCAGAGGAUAAAAGACAAUUUAGUGGACCGAUGUGUGUACUUUUUUUUAACUGUUAUUUAAGAAUGGUAAAUUUAUUUAAGAUGAGACAAUCAUUGUCAGUGUAUUGGCAAUUUAUUUUGCUUUAUUUAGCAUUUUACAAUUUGUGAUUUGUGAAAUACUUUUAUUUAAUAAUUAGACUUCUGUCUAGCCCUGACAAUCAUUGUAUUUUUUUCCAGAAAAGGUGUGAGUAAUUUAUUAUAUUGUUUUAAUUUUGUACUUCGUAUAGGUGUUUGAUAUCUUUCAAGCAGUGUGAAAUUUCAAUAAAACACAUA
Molecule: messenger RNA, 3738 nt
Organism: Bufo gargarizans (Asiatic toad)
Lineage: Eukaryota; Metazoa; Chordata; Amphibia; Anura; Bufonidae
Gene: ZBTB18
Product: zinc finger and BTB domain containing 18
Exons: 3
Coding region: 524-2089 (521 amino acids)
Biological process (GO): regulation of transcription by RNA polymerase II
Cellular component (GO): nucleus
Molecular function (GO): RNA polymerase II cis-regulatory region sequence-specific DNA binding; DNA-binding transcription factor activity, RNA polymerase II-specific; protein binding
Source: RefSeq, a predicted model, not a curated record